This is a messenger RNA of Parnassius mnemosyne (clouded apollo), 261 nucleotides long. Lineage: Eukaryota; Metazoa; Arthropoda; Insecta; Lepidoptera; Papilionidae. The record is from the annotation of a GenBank genome assembly.
AUGAUAUGGGGCGGCAUUACUUACGAAGCACGCACCGACUUGGUUAUCUUCGAAAGAGGUGGAAUAAAUGCUCAGAGGUAUGUAACAGAAGUAUUGGAACCUCAUGUAAUGCCAUUUGCUCCAUUUAUUGGCGAAGAUUUUUUAUUAAUGCAGGACAACGCUCGCCCCCACGUUGCUAGAGUUGUUACCGCGUACCUGGAUACCGUCGGCAUUCGAAAAUUAACAUGGCCAUCCCGGAGCCCAGAUUUAAAAUCCUAUUGA